UUUUCACAGUAUUCAAAAUGACAGAGAUCGACAAAAAUAUGUAAAUCUAAUAAAAUUAUAUUUACAAACACUUUUAACUAUACAUGAAAUUAAUGUGCUUCAUAAUUUAUUUGCCUGUAAUCAUUUUUAUAGCUUCACCACGUACAUUAUACAAUGGCUUAAUGAGUGUGGUGUAGAGGUAAUUGAACUAACAAUAUUGCUUCUUUAUUUGAUUGAUCGUCUGCCGCAUUUAUUUUCAUGUGGUUUAAUUUAACUAUUAAUCAGACCUCAUUUGAAUCUAGCUAACUUGACGGCCACAAGAGUUGUAAACGGUACAUGAGAUGGAACUGUUUGAUGAACCUAUUGAAUAUAAUAUGAACAACGAUACUGAUAGCCAGAUUUGUAAACCGAAUGACUAUAAUUUCCUUUAUCAAUGUUUCUCCAUCGUAAUAUUUAUGUUGAUGCCGAUUGUUCUAAUUGGUAACGGAUUGAUAAUAGCUGUUGUUAUUAAGUUCGAGCCAUUACAGAAGCCGUCGUAUUUGCUGCUGGCCAGCUUAGCGAUUUCAGAUUUCAUUUCUGGGAUAGUUUUCGGCGCCUGUAUAACCGGAAUUCUGGUCUCUGACAUAUCAGUAGCGUGUCUGUUUGUGAGGUUACCAACGGGUAACAUCCCAUUAAUUCAGUGGUGCAUUUCCCAGACGCACAUCGUUGUAAUAGCAAUAGAAAGAUAUAAGUAUAUAAUGAAACCAUUCCAAUACCUGCAACACGUGACAAAAAGAAAAGCUGUACUCGGAUGUAUAGUAACCUGGGCGAUUGGGAUUUUUACUGGCUUCUUGUUUUAUAUUUCUAAGAAAGCCAUGCAUCUGAAAGAUGAUUCGAAGCCGUCUGUUUAUCUGAUUAUUUUUUACAUAAGCUUGCGCUCGAUAUUAUAUACUUUAGCAAUUGGCGUAACCGUCGCCCUUCACGUUCGCAUCUACCGAGAGGCGAGGCGUCACUCACGGCAGAUAGCAGCGGCUACAUCUACGGAGCUUGACCAAAAUACGAGGUUCGAUAUUCGGGCUGCAAGGACAACCGCUCGCAUUUUGUGGGUGUAUUUGAUUUGUAUAUUCCCAUCCAUAAUCAUCAGCAUUGGAAUUGUUUUCCCAUUUCCUAUCAUCCAUGGUUUCUUGGAGGUGUAUGGAAUGGUUAUUGUACUAACUGCGAUGAUAAAUGCCGUGGCUAAUCCAUUGAUCUACGCCAGAAGAGACUGUGAAUUUCGUCAUGCAGUAGCAAAACUUGUUCAUAUUAGUCGUUAAUAUUUUAUACGAAGUUGUAUUGUCCCAUUUGAAGUCAUGAGGUCUAGAUCCAUGCAAGCCUAUAACACUUAUGUUACAUUCGCAUUUCUAUAAACAAUUAAUAGUGUAAACACUUAUACAAGUAAAAUUAUUUUAAAUUAUUGAUUGACAUUUUUAACAAUGUAAAACUCCAAACACCUCAAGCACUGAAGCUUUCCACAAGGGACCGUAAUACUGCAAUGCUAAUUAAUAUGAAUACAAACUAAACCAAUUUUAAGCCCUGGGUGGACAGACCAGGGAACAGUGAAAUUACAGACUUGGUUAAUUAAUGGGAAAUAUCCGCAUUGUAGAAGAAAUACAAUGCUACCAUUACUCUACUCUGGCUGUAUGAAGUAGGCCUAUGAUGUACACUGUACUGGCCUAGACAGCUUAUUUUCAGAACCGGAAUAUGGCAUUAUAUAAUCAUUUAUAAUACUGCAUUUAACUUUUAAAAUGUGACUGAAUGAUUGAAAAAUACUGCACAAAGAAGGAAGAAUGAAAUCUUUAUUGAGGGAAUAUCAGUUUUAUAUUAGCUAUGGUUGGGUAUGGCCUGGGCUGGCAUUGCUUUUGAAGACACAAGUAUCAUUCAGAAUUUCGCGAUUUUCGCGCGCCCUUAUUUUUUCGAUCGUCGUUUCAUCGCGAAUAUUAAGGGCGCGCGAAAAAGGGCUAUACAGUAUCCCAGCAUGGAGGUAUAAAUUAAAUUUAUUUUAAACCUCUAUAAUCCCAAUUUCAAUUUGUGAUUCAAAAUUUCGAAAUUUGAUUCUAAAUCGUUGAUUCAUUUGCGCAGUGGGCAGUACAACCUUCAUUAUCGCUACAAUUUAAGCUGAACCAAUUGUAUUGUAAACGUUAAAUGGUGAAGUUAGUGGCCAAUUCUUUCUAUUGGCAUGUAAGUUAAGUCUUGUGCUUCUUUAUGCGUCCCGAUUCCACCAAUCGUCCUUGCAUGAACAAUAGUUCAAAUAAAUACGGACCUAAAUCAUUAUAAAGUUCAGUUCGAACUAUGAUUUAGAUCCUACACAGGGUCUGUUUUUGUACAAUGGUUAAACUGUGUGUAGGUUUUGGAUGAGUCUCACAAAAAACGGUCACAAUAGAGCUAAGCUUUUUGUCCUUUGGGUAUUUUAGCUAACAAAAUUAAAUGAAAUAAAAUCUGUAAAUAAUCCCACAUAUUAUGACUGAUCUAUUAUUUUUAAUAUUAAUCUUAAUAAAAAGUGAUUCAGCACUCGUAAUUUUUGCCGAUAGAUCAUCACGUGAUUUGUAACAUAGGUUUUCAGAUAUAUAAAAUGCAACAACUCCACCUCUUUUUUUCCAAACUAUUUAUGAAUAAAUGAAUAUUAUUGGGUAAUUUUAUAUAAUUCUAAGUCAUUAUUUUUGAGCCACGUUUCUGUAAGAGCAAUGACUGAAAAUUUAAAAUUUAGUAUGAAAAUAUAGUUGGAAAUGGCAUCAAUUUUGUUUACAAUGCUGCAAAAAUUUAAAUUGAAAAUAGAAGAAUUGUUUCCUGUACAUAAGUAGGCAUGUUAUAAUUACAUUUAAAAUCUUCUGU
Messenger RNA from Anneissia japonica, 2826 nucleotides. RefSeq names its product beta-2 adrenergic receptor-like. Lineage: Eukaryota; Metazoa; Echinodermata; Crinoidea; Comatulida; Comatulidae. Gene Ontology annotation, cellular component: membrane. The record is from RefSeq and is a predicted model, not a curated record. Gene Ontology annotation, biological process: G protein-coupled receptor signaling pathway. The transcript has a single exon. Bases 321 to 1271 code for a protein of 316 amino acids. Gene Ontology annotation, molecular function: G protein-coupled receptor activity.